UCAGAUACAGCAAUAAGAAUAAAUAUGUCAGGCCGUGGCAAAGGUGGAAAGGGUCUUGGAAAAGGCGGCGCUAAGCGUCACCGUAAAGUUCUCCGUGAUAACAUCCAAGGUAUCACCAAGCCAGCUAUCAGGCGUUUGGCUCGCCGCGGCGGUGUCAAGCGAAUCUCCGGUCUUAUCUACGAAGAGACACGUGGUGUGCUCAAGGUCUUCCUGGAGAACGUCAUCCGCGAUGCCGUCACUUACACCGAACACGCCAAGAGGAAGACCGUUACAGCCAUGGACGUGGUGUAUGCUCUGAAGAGACAGGGACGUACACUGUACGGAUUCGGCGGUUAA
Nerophis lumbriciformis (worm pipefish) is the source of this 336-nucleotide messenger RNA. The record is from RefSeq and is a predicted model, not a curated record. Lineage: Eukaryota; Metazoa; Chordata; Actinopteri; Syngnathiformes; Syngnathidae.